AUGACGUCCCAUCAGUUCCAGCUCCUUCCCCACCUACAGCUGCGAGAGCGCAUUCUGGGCAUCCGAUACAGUUGCGUGAGGGAUAAGUUCCACAUCAGCAAGGAGAAGAUCGGCGAGGGAGGCAGUGGCGAAAUCAGAAAAUGCCUGGAAUGGAGCACUGGAACAGUGUUCGCUUGCAAGACUAUUCACAAAUCAAAUAUCACGAAUCAAAGUGAGGUAUCGGAUUUGCGCACAGAGGUUCUCCUCAUGGACCUUCUAAAAUCACACUACGGAGUUGUGCAAGUCCACAAAGUGUUUGAGGACCACAAGGUAUGUGAAACAUCUUCCGCUGCAACCACCAAAACAACCUUGCCAAUCCCCUCUUCGCUGGCCCUUCCUCUCCCUCUCAUCCAGGCCGUUCAUCUCGUCAUGGAACUCUGUAACGGCGGAGAUCUCUUCGACUUCAUACAGAGCGCCCCCAAGGGUCGUCUCACUGAGCAACAAGCAGCAUCCGUGAUGAGACAGCUGCUGGGAGCGCUCCACCACUGCCACUCCCUCGGUGUGCUUCACCGCGACGUGAAGCCCGAAAACAUCCUCUUGUGCGACCGGGUGCCUCAUCAAACGCGCGAUGGGGACCUGAGGAUCAAGCUCAGUGACUUUGGAGUGGCUGGAUUUCUAAAUGAGGAUGGCGUAUGCACGGAUAGCACAGGCACAUCCGAGUACAUGGCACCAGAGGUGGCCAUGAAAGCAACCUACAACGCCAAGGCAGACGUCUGGAGCGCCGGCGUCGUGCUGCACGCCAUGCUGGCUGGCGCCCUCCCCUCCUGGGCGGCACUGCGAGACGAGUUCCAAGAGCCAGCUGGAAGCACGGGUGGCGGCAGCAGCAGGGGCAAGGGGAAGACGAUGCAGGAGGGUAUUGCACGGAAUGAGCUCACCCUGAAGAGCAGGCUGUGGAGGGGUGUGUCGGAGGAGGCUAAGGACCUGCUGAGAGCCUUGCUGAGGAAGGACCCACAAGAAAGGCCCUCGGCUUUGGAGGCAUUGGUGAGGCGUUGGGUAAGUGUGGAGCUAUAA
Molecule: messenger RNA, 1050 nt
Organism: Closterium sp. Yama58-4
Lineage: Eukaryota; Viridiplantae; Streptophyta; Zygnematophyceae; Desmidiales; Closteriaceae
Source: the annotation of a GenBank genome assembly